This is a messenger RNA of Vitis riparia (riverbank grape), 1080 nucleotides long. Its product is annotated as protein DEHYDRATION-INDUCED 19 homolog 4-like. Lineage: Eukaryota; Viridiplantae; Streptophyta; Magnoliopsida; Vitales; Vitaceae. Bases 136 to 813 code for a protein of 225 amino acids. The transcript is spliced from 5 exons. The record is from RefSeq and is a predicted model, not a curated record.
CAGGCCCCCAAUAUUUCAGAUACUCCGUCAACCUCCACAUCCAGAAUAAUAAAUUGAAAAAAUAAAAUUAAAAAUAAAAUCCAGUAGUAAUCGGAGUUAUCAUCGUCUCUUCAUCUUCGACCUCGCAAAUCUUCAAUGGACUCCGAUCACUGGUCGUCGCGUCUUGCGGUUGCGAAGAGGCAGUACAUGCUUCAUCAAACCAACAAAUCUCAUUCAGAUCGGUUGUGCAUCGAUGAUUUGGAGGUGGAAGACGAUAUUCCGUGCCCGUAUUGUUACGAAGAUCACGAUAUCGCCUCGCUGUGCUCGCAUCUCGAGGAUGAACAUUCUUUCGAAUCCAGAGUCGCCGUUUGUCCAAUUUGCUCUGUUAAGAUUGCAAGAGACAUGCUAGGUCAUAUAACAAUGCAACACAGGCACUUGUUUAAGUUGCAGAGGCGUCGUAGAUUACGCAGAGUUGCUAUUCCAAACAGCCAAGCUCUGUCCCUUUUGGGACGGGAUCUCCGUGAGGCUCACCUGCAGGUGCUUUUGGGUGGUGGGGGAUAUCGGCCUAGCAAUGCUAAUGCAUCUAAUUCACUCACUGAGUCAUUGCUCUCAUCUCUUGUUUUGAACUUCCCUUUAUGCGAAGCCGAAGAGAUUACAAAAUCUGUGGUUCCUGACCUCGAAGAUACUUCUGGAGCAAAUUCAUCAAAGAAAACCUGGAAUACAAGUGUCUAUUCUUCCUUAAGUUCUGAAGAACGAGAAAAGAAGAUCAGACAAACUACUGCAAGAGCAGGGUUCAUCCAAGAUCUGCUGAUUUCCACCAUGUUUGAUGACUAGUGGAAGAAUCGGUCCCAUAAGUGAACUGUAAGUUAACUAGUUAAUUAUGCUGAAAGGAGGCUUUGGAGUGCUCCUAAGGUUCUUUAGGGCACUAUGUAUUGUUGGACUGCCCAGCAAUACAUGCCAUUGCCCUCCUUGAAUUCUUUUAUUGAAGCAGUAAUUAAAGUAUGUGGAGUUGUUUGAUCCAUCCAAAUUGUUCUAUAUUUCUAAAGCAUGUUGACCGACCAUUCUAAAGUUUGAUAAUUUCAUCAUUACAGCUUAACUACA